Molecule: messenger RNA, 324 nt
Organism: Oryzias melastigma (Indian medaka)
Lineage: Eukaryota; Metazoa; Chordata; Actinopteri; Beloniformes; Adrianichthyidae
Product: glucose-6-phosphate 1-dehydrogenase-like
Exons: 3
Coding region: 10-309 (99 amino acids)
Biological process (GO): pentose-phosphate shunt, oxidative branch; glucose metabolic process
Cellular component (GO): cytosol
Molecular function (GO): glucose-6-phosphate dehydrogenase activity; NADP binding
Source: RefSeq, a predicted model, not a curated record
CUGCAAUGCAUGAGCACCAAGGGCUGGAACAGGGUGAUCGUAGAGAAACCGUUUGGACACGAUCUUCAGAGCUCGGAGGAGCUCUCCUCCCAUCUUUCUUCUCUUUUUGCCGAAGAUCAGAUUUACCGCAUAGAUCAUUAUCUGGGCAAAGAAAUGGUGCAGAAUCUCAUGGUGCUCAGGUUUGGAAACCGGAUCUUUGGGCCGAUUUGGAACCGAGACAGCGUUGCCUGCGUCGUUCUUACCUUCAAAGAACCGUUUGGAACUCAGGGGCGAGGAGGCUACUUUGAUGAUUUUGGCAUCAUCCGGUGAGAAAAAAAAAUCAUU